Penicillium nucicola is the source of this 1785-nucleotide messenger RNA. Its product is annotated as dolichyl-P-Glc:Man(9)GlcNAc(2)-PP-dolichol alpha-1,3-glucosyltransferase ALG6. The record is from RefSeq and is a predicted model, not a curated record. Gene Ontology annotation, biological process: protein N-linked glycosylation. Bases 1 to 1785 code for a protein of 594 amino acids. Lineage: Eukaryota; Fungi; Ascomycota; Eurotiomycetes; Eurotiales; Aspergillaceae. The transcript is spliced from 3 exons. Gene Ontology annotation, molecular function: dolichyl pyrophosphate Man9GlcNAc2 alpha-1,3-glucosyltransferase activity. Gene Ontology annotation, cellular component: endoplasmic reticulum membrane.
AUGGCUCCCAAUACGCCCGCCUCGCAUCGUCCCCGCAAGAAGAGAAAGUUCACGACUUCCCCGGGCUCCAACAAUAAUCUCAUCUUGGACAAGGGUGAUGGGAAGCAAUACGCGGCAUUCCCACUGGUCUCUUUCCUUUGGGGUGCUCGUGCAGGAGUUUCACUAUGGCUGGUACUUCCUUUGAUCCUCAUGACCGUUGGCCUGUUCCGCUGGGCUGUGAGUUUGUGGGGUUAUUCUGGCUUCCAGGUUCCCCCCAUGCACGGUGAUUUCGAAGCGCAAAGGCAUUGGAUGGAGAUUACUACACAUCUUCCAAUUUCCAGCUGGUACCUCUAUGACCUACCAUACUGGGGCCUAGACUAUCCACCCUUGACCGCAUACCAUAGCUGGCUACUUGGCAAAAUUGGCUCCGUUGUUGACCCAACAUGGUUCGCCCUCGAUACUUCCCGAGGCAUCGAAGACCCCCAUCUGAAGGUUUAUAUGCGUGCAACCGUCGUCGUAUCCGAGUAUCUGGUGUUCAUUCCCGCUGUGGUCAAUUUCUUGCGCCGUUACACUCGCAUGCAGGGUGUCCAUGCUUGGUCCGCCUCAAUUGUUCUUGCCGCAGUUCUCCUCCAGCCAGCCAAUAUUCUGAUCGACCACGGCCACUUCCAGUAUAAUACCGUCAUGCUCGGGCUGGUGGUCGCAAGCUUGGACGCUAUACUGGCAGGACGAAUGCUAUGGGCCUGCAUCUUCUUCGUAGGUGCACUGGGAUUCAAGCAAAUGGCGCUAUACUACGCUCCAGUAAUGUUUGCCUAUCUGCUUGGCGUCUGUGUCUUCCCUCGAGUUCGUAUUUUGCGUCUUUUGAAUAUCUCCCUUGUCACCUUAGCUGCUUUUGCACUGCUACUGGCCCCGCUUCUGGUGGGGGCCUCCUCUGAGGAAGCCCGAAAGGUGUUUGCAUCUUCCCCCGUGCCACCCUUACUCCAGGCAGUCCCUAUCUCCCUUGACAAGAACUCUGUACUAUACGGGUUGCUGUUCCAGCUGACGCAAAUCGUGCACCGCGUAUUCCCCUUCGCGCGCGGGCUUUUCGAAGACAAAGUUGCCAAUGCUUGGUGUGCCAUCCACACGUUUUAUAAACUCACACGCUUUGAUACCACCUUGCUACAGCGAGCGUCCCUCGGUGCUACCCUGGGAUCUAUCAUUGUGCCAUGUGCUAUCAUUUUCCGUCAUCCCCGGGCUUCGCUUCUCCUUCCUGCUCUCUCCUGUGUUUCAUGGGGCUUCUUCAUGUUUUCCUUCCAGGUUCAUGAGAAGAGUGUCCUCUUGCCUUUGCUUCCAAUGACGCUGCUCCUCGCUGGUGAUGGCGGUUUAAGCAAAGAAAACCGCGCCUGGGUUGGCUGGGCCAAUGUACUUGGAUCCUGGACCAUGUAUCCUCUCCUGAAGCGCGACGAGCUUCGUGUUCCCUACUUCAUCAUGACAUUGCUUUGGGCCUAUCUCCUUGGCCUUCCUCCUACAUCCUUCGAGACUUACCGCAGUCGGCCAACCCUGGAGAACUCUAGCACUCAUCUUGAACCCAAUAUUUUCACCACCCUCUUGCAUUACGCUUUCUAUCUUGUGAUGAUUGCCUGGCAUGUCGCUGAGGCAUUUGUUGCCCCGCCGCCAACGAAGCCGGACCUCUGGGUAGUCCUAAAUGCCCUGGUUGGAGCCGGUGGCUUCGGGAUUGCAUAUUUGUGGUGUAUGUGGAAGCUAUUCAGUCAGUGCCGCCAAAUUGAUCGUCAAGCGGCCGCGGAAGACAGCCCAAAAAAGAAGCAAUGA